CACCCAACACAACGCACCGCACGCACACACACACACACACACACAGCAAUCGAAGAGAUGAAAAUGCCUUCACUUCUCGGCUUCAUCUGAAGUGAUAGGGGACAGCUCUCCCUCCGGGGACAGCUCUCCCUCCGCACGAGCGACCGGCACACCCGUCUCCAUCGGCACGUCAGCCUCACCACCAGCACGCAUACGCACCUGAGCCAAGGAGGGGAGGGGAGAGGGAGGCCAGAAUGAACCGAUCGACGUGCAUAAGUUCUGUGCUGUGAGUGUUUACCCCGCCAUCGUCCACGGCCUGCUGGAUCCACUUCUGCAGGGCCAGCUGCUCAGGCGCGGUCGUGAUACGGAGAGUGUCCCUCAUGAAAACCACCCUGUCCUUCAUUUCCAGCCGGCCAAAGCUCGCCAAGUCGUCGCCGUCAAUCUCAUGCUGCAGCCACACACACACACUCACACGGGGCUUUGACGAGACCCAACUAUCUGCCUUUGGGCGGCCUAAUAUCUGUCUCCUCACCCACCUGCUUGAUGACGUCGGCGAGCUUCUGUAGCUUCUUCGAAGGGUGGUGCCCCAACACACUGACGAUGUCGUCAUGGGUCAGCUGCUCGAGGGCAGUCAGCUGCCCGCCGUCGCCUGCAAUACCGCCUUGCUGCCCACCUGACACACCUGAUGACACGCAGCCAGCGCCAUAAGCACACACACAGAUCACUCGGUGCUGGUCUGUCUGUCGUCGUGUCACCUGACGCUCGAAGUGUCUUAGCUGCAGGUUCCUCCCCGCCCCCACUCUCCGCCGCCGUCUUGGUGCCACUCUUGUGCUGCUUCGGUGCCGUCUUUUGCGGCCGCUGCCGGGUCGCAUUCUUGUCCUGCUUGCUCUGGCCUGACCCACACGCACCACCACCAGCCGCACCACCACCACCACCACCUGCAAGUGCCGACAGACACACAAACGGGGAUGAAGCAUCAGACCAUUUGCCCGUCGUUACUAAGUACCUGCAGAAGGGCGCGGCGCAGAAGCGGCACUGGCACUCACGGUGUCGUUGUUGUGCUUGACGAUCUUCCUGCCUUGGGUAUCCGGCACGAUCCUGUGCGUGGUGUCGAGCAGGUCGGUCAGAGUCUUGCCUCCAAUGCGGCGAAGCAUAUUGAUCAGGCUGUCGAACCGCCAGCUGCGAUUGGAUGUCUCUACACACGCCGGCCCUAACGUAGAUCCCGUCCCGAUCCUCAUCGGGCGUGGCUGGGUAUCAUGCAGCGGGGCGGUCUCGGGGAUGGGAUCCUCAUC
Vitrella brassicaformis is the source of this 1271-nucleotide messenger RNA. Lineage: Eukaryota; Vitrellaceae. The record is from the annotation of a GenBank genome assembly.